This is a messenger RNA of Dracunculus medinensis (Guinea worm), 261 nucleotides long. The record is from the annotation of a GenBank genome assembly. NCBI's taxonomy places the organism in Eukaryota, Metazoa, Nematoda, Chromadorea, Rhabditida, Dracunculidae.
AUGCUUAUAUCUGCUUAUACUUUUUCAUCUCUUCAAGCACAUACAAUUAUUGCUGGCUUAGCUGACCUUAUUGAAGCCGGAGGCUUAUCAUUCUUCGAAGCAUAUCAAAUGGCUUGUCCAAUGCGACGCAAAAGAACCACCACUAACCUAGGCGAAACAAAAUAUCGAAAAGCUACUCUUAAAGAAUUAAUGGAGAUUUGCUGCAUUCGUGGCUGUGAUAUUGCCGAUUUAAGUGGUUACUGUGGACCAUUUAAUAGCUAA